CUUCGAACGUGUUAAUUAUCCUCCCCGCCAUAGCUCUCUUUCUCUUUCUCUUUCUCACCAUGUACGGUAGCCGGAAAGAUAGCUCCGACACGCGUGUUAAAUAUCCUCCUUCCCCGUCCCCAAGCUCCUAUUCUACCAGCUCAUCCACAUCCUCAUCGAGCCGGAACCGAGUUAGAACUGCAGCGAGAUCCGUCGCCGGAGUUUUUGUAGCGUGUUUUACACCACCGGAGGAGGAGACGCCUCAUCAUAGCAGACAUAGCUCCUCUGCGUUUGGUGGUUCGGACGCGUUCAGUUCAGCCUCAGAUAUUUCGGGGGCUUCAGAUUCAACCGAAGGAAAGAAGCGACAUCGUAGUAUCUACAAUACAGUUCGGAAUGAUUCACCACACUCGAAAGAGCCCGGAAGUGUAAAGUUCAGUAUGGCGGACAUCCAUAAGGCAACAAAGAACUUCUCACCGACUCUAAAAGUUGGACAGGGCGGAUUCGGUACUGUAUAUAAAGGUCAACUCCCAGAUGGAACCCUCGUUGCCGUUAAACGUGCCAAAAAGAGCAUGUAUGAUAAGAAUCUAGGAGGCGAGUUCCAGAGUGAAAUUCAAGCGUUAUCAAAGGUAGAGCAUUUGAAUCUGGUGAAGUGUUAUGGGUACUUAGAGCAUGAAGAUGAAAGAAUCGUUGUUGUGGAAUACGUUCCUAAUGGGACGCUUCGUGAACACUUAGAAUGUUUCAAUGGCAAUGUUCUUAGUCUUGACUCUCGUUUAGAUAUCGCUAUAGAUGUAGCACACGCCAUAACCUACCUCCACACUUAUACAGAUCACCCUAUAAUACACAGGGAUAUAAAGUCUUCAAAUAUACUUCUGACUGAAAAACUGCGAGCCAAAGUUGCCGACUUUGGUUUUGCAAGGCUAGCAGCGGAUGCUGAAUCAGGUCAGACACAUGUAUCGACUCAGGUUAAAGGGACAGCUGGCUACUUAGAUCCCGAAUACCUCAGAACAUAUCAACUCACAGAGAAGAGUGAUGUUUAUUCCUUCGGUAUAUUGCUGGUUGAGCUCGUUACAGGUCGGAGGCCAAUUGAACCCAAACAGGAACUUGAUCAACGCAUCACAGCACGAUGGGCCAUGAAGAGGUAUGCGGAUGGUGUUGCUAUUUCAGUAUUGGAUCCGAGAUUAGAAAAGUCGGAUGCAAAUGGUGUGGCUCUUGACAAGAUUCUGGAACUGGCUUUACAAUGUGUUGCUGCUCAUCGAAGAAACAGGCCGACAAUGAGGAGAUGUGCUGAGGUUUUGUGGAACGUUCGGAAGGAAUACAAACAACUGUUAGUUUGAUUUGAAUAUUCCAAAUUUGUGUAAUUUUGUUAUUUUUAAAUUUUUAUAGAGGUGAAAAAAAAUUGAUGUGAACAAAUAGAAGUAAGCUCAUAAUUGGAAAGAUGCUUGCUAUGAAGUUGUCUUUUUCGUUGAAUUGGUGUUUUCCAUUUUCAACAAAUGGAAAAAAAAAAAAAAAAAAAAAAAAAAAAAAAAAAACAUUUGUUUUGGGGGUUGCGUUUAGAGCCAGGCGUUUUGUACAUGUGUUUAUCUUUCAUUAAAACUUGUAUAUUAUAUUGAAUUCUAAUUUCUUUUUUCUUCUUA
Molecule: messenger RNA, 1613 nt
Organism: Lactuca sativa (garden lettuce)
Lineage: Eukaryota; Viridiplantae; Streptophyta; Magnoliopsida; Asterales; Asteraceae
Gene: CRCK2
Product: calmodulin-binding receptor-like cytoplasmic kinase 2
Biological process (GO): protein phosphorylation
Molecular function (GO): ATP binding; protein kinase activity
Source: RefSeq, a predicted model, not a curated record